Molecule: messenger RNA, 2068 nt
Organism: Epinephelus fuscoguttatus (brown-marbled grouper)
Lineage: Eukaryota; Metazoa; Chordata; Actinopteri; Perciformes; Serranidae
Product: N-acetyllactosaminide beta-1,3-N-acetylglucosaminyltransferase 2
Exons: 3
Coding region: 330-1712 (460 amino acids)
Cellular component (GO): membrane
Molecular function (GO): hexosyltransferase activity
Source: RefSeq, a predicted model, not a curated record
AUGUUCAUUUGGAACAGCAAAAUUCCAAGAAUAAAACUUAUGACACUUCAACUACCUCAAAACCUGCAUGUGCUACAGCAGCCUCCGUUGUCAGCAUGCCAGGUUAUUUCUGACAAAACAAGUUGAAGAAUCUUGACUCACCGUCAGCGAAACUUUCUGGGUCACACCUUUACUUCUUAUUAGAAGGAGAAUUUUUGUUGUUGUUGUUUUGCUUUCUGUGAAAUGAGGUGAUAAUGGGACCAUCAGGUUACUAGCAUGGACCACCAGCUCUGCUUAUCGAAACAGAUGACUAUUCAGUGAAUGAGAGAGCCCUCACUUCAAACAGCUGGAUGGCGCGGUGCUUCUGUCGCUGGCGUCGAGUGUUAAUCUGCAUAUGCACGCCAUGCAUUUCCCUGGCCCUGCUGUUCGUCUACGUCACUGUCAUGUUGUGUAUGGCCAUGAACGACACAUCAGUGCCGGGGAUCCCAGUCCAGGACCAGCAAGGCGCUCACUUUGUGGCCUCAGGAUCUUUUAGGAAUAAGAGCUUCGCCCCACUCCCUAAAACUUUCUGGGAUCUGCACCAGCAGGAUGCCUACUGGAACCGCCUCCAGCUGACCAUCGACCGCCAUUUCAACCCCAUCCUGCAGGCCAACAACUCCAUGCUGAGAUUCAAAAAUAGCACCUUUUAUGAGUCCCUAGUGAACCGAGGUUUCCCUGAAGUUACCAACUUGAGCAGCAUGAAGAGAAACAUUGAGCAGCUACCACAGCUGUUAAAAGACUUUGCGAGCAGCAUGCACAGGAGGGACUACCCAAUCCUCAUCCAGCCAGAUGGAGUUUGUGGAGUAGGGGCGAAGGAUGAAACGGAGCCCCCUCUGCUUCUACUGGCCAUCAAGUCAACAGAGAUGAAUUUUAAGAACCGGCAGGUCAUUCGACAGACGUGGGGCCAGGCAGGAUGGGUAGCAGGACAGAAGAUCAACAGCAGUGAAGUAGGAGGAAAACAAGGAGGAUUUGUCCGCAGGGUGUUCCUGCUUGCCACAGAAAAUACUGAGGAGCUAGGUGUGGAUUUGAAUUACCUACUGGAGAUAGAGAGCAAACAGUAUGGAGACAUUCUGAAGUGGGACUUCAAGGACACAUUCUUCAACCUCACCUUGAAAGAUGUGCUCUUCUGGAAAUGGUUCUCACACUCGUGCAGCCGGGUUCGCUUCGUCUUUAAGGGGGACGAUGACGUCUUCGUCCACACGCCAAAAAUAAUAACCUACCUCCAGGACCAGUUAAAGACACCACAAGCAUACAAGACCAUGAAAAACUUCAUGGUUGGAAAUGUCAUAGAGGCAGCCAUACCAAUCCGAGUCAACACGUCCAAGUACUUUAUCCCAGACAGCUUCUACAAGGGCCUCUAUCCCUCGUAUCCAGGUGGUGGAGGGGUGGUGUACUCAGGCCUGUUGGCCAAACGCCUGUACACCAUGUCUAAAAGGGUUAACCUGUACCCCAUCGAUGAUGUUUAUGUGGGGAUGUGUAUGAUUCGGCUUAACGCUCACCCCAUCCAUCACCCUGCCUUCCUCACAUUUGACUUUCCUGAUAAGGAAGAGGAGGGGCGCUGUUCGUACCACACAGUCCUACUAGUCCACAAACGAAGCCCAGACCAGUUAGUUCAACUGUGGGCUCACUUGAGAGAGACACAGGAACAGUGUAAGGAUGUGCCCCUGAGAAAGGACAAGGAACCAAAACUGUGAGACCACCCCAAGUUUCUAUUGAACAUUUUUACUACUGUAGUCUGAUCGCAAACAUUUUGGUGAGCUGCUGUCAGCCAUGAUGAAGUGACACUGUAUUAACUAUAUACACAUAUUAUAUUUAAUUAUACUAAUGUCAAAACCUGCGGGUCCAUCAACAUGCCUACUGCCUGAACAAUGUUUAAUCAUACUUUUUAAAACAGUGUUUUUACAAAUUUUAAUAUAUUUACUACAAAUUUAACAUUUUUAAAAUGUUAUAACAAGUUUUUUGUACUUUAUUUUAUUAUUUCUGGCAGCCAUUGACUGUCAUUUAUUAUAUAAAAAUAAACCGUGAGCUGAUACUGUAAUCAAUACUGUGA